AUGAAGUCAUCCAUCAUCAUCGCCUUCUUGUCCAUCUGCCUUUUCACAACUCACAUUGCCGCCUUAGACCGAGAAUGCCCCCUCGAGUCUGAUUGCAUGCAAAAACUUUGUAAAAAUUUCAACUACAUAGGAGGGAAGGAAUGGGACCCAUUUUAUCUCGUUGCUGACUGUAAGAAUAAUCGAGGGACCUACGUCCACACCAAGCUUAAUCUCAAGAACUGCAUCGCCAACUGGGAUGGCCGGCUGGAAUGGACGCCAAGAGGCGGUUUCCAGUGUGGAGACUGCGGCGUCUUUCACAACAGUCCAGACGCAUUUGUCGGUCUGAGGUGCGAAGAAUGCAAGCCACUGAGAUUUUUCCCCGAGGGUUACAAGUGGUCUUACAUCAAUCUCUCUCAGGGCAUCUGGGUCAACAAGGACGGCGCUCUCAGCUGCUACGACAUGACGGGCGAGUGGCACAAUUAA
Colletotrichum orchidophilum is the source of this 462-nucleotide messenger RNA. RefSeq lists its product as uncharacterized. Lineage: Eukaryota; Fungi; Ascomycota; Sordariomycetes; Glomerellales; Glomerellaceae. The record is from RefSeq and is a predicted model, not a curated record. The transcript has 3 exons. Bases 1 to 462 code for a protein of 153 amino acids.